CGCGGAGCGGAGCGGCCCCGCGCUCCGGAACGGGCGGUGCUGCCUGCCCAGCCGUUUCCUGCCCGGGACGCGGCGGAGCGGAGCCGAGCGGAGCGGCGCCGAGCGGAGCCAUGACUCACCAGACCGGCAUCCACGCCACCACAGAAUUAAGGGACUUUUUUGCCAAAGCCCGAAAUGGUUCAGUUCGGCUCAUCAAGGUCAUCAUUGAGGACGAGCAGCUCGUGCUGGGAGCCCACAAAGAGCUGUCCCGGCGCUGGGACGCCGACUAUGACACCUUGGUGCUGCCCUUGCUGGACGAGCAGCAGCCCUGCUACGUCCUGUACCGCCUGGACAGCCAGAACGCCCAGGGCUUCGAGUGGCUCUUCAUCUCCUGGUCCCCAGACAGCUCCCCGGUCCGGCUGAAGAUGCUGUACGCUGCCACCAGAGCCACUGUGAAGAAGGAGUUUGGUGGGGGGCACAUAAAGGACGAGAUGUUUGGCACAGUGAAGGAGGACGUGUCCCUGAGCGGGUACCAGAAGCACGUGUCCUCCUGCUCUGCGCCCGCCCCGCUGACCGCAGCCGAGCAGGAGCUGCAGCAGAUCCGCAUCAACGAGGAUUCCUGCUCCCAGGACUCGAGCACUGAGAUGGUGAAGACGGAGAUCAGCGUGGAGAGCAAGCACCAGACGCUGCAGGGCCUGGCCUUCCCCCUGCAGCCGGAUGCCCAGCAAGCCAUCCAGGCUCUCAAGCAGAAGAAAAUCAACUACAUCCAGCUGAAGCUGGAUCUGGAGCGGGAGACCAUCGACCUGGUGCACACGAGCCCCACAGAGAUCACUGACCUGCCCAAGAGGAUCCCCCAGGACUCUGCUCGCUACCAUUUCUUCCUGUACAAGCACUCACACGAGGGGGAUUACCUGGAGUCUGUUGUCUUUAUCUACUCCAUGCCCGGGUACAAGUGCAGCAUCAAGGAGCGCAUGCUCUACUCCAGCUGCAAGAGCCGGUUGCUGGACACUGUGGAGCAGGAGUUUUGCUUGGAGAUAGCCAAGAAGAUCGAGAUCGACGACGGGGCGGAGCUGACGGCGGAGUUCCUGUACGAGGAGGUGCACCCCAAGCAGCACGCCUUCAAGCAGGCCUUCGCCAAGCCCAAGGGCCCCGUGGGCAAGCGGGGGCAGAAGCGGCUGAUCAAGGGGCCGGGCGAGAACGGCGAGGACAGUUAGAUCCCGCGGGCGGCGGUGAACGGACACCAUCCUGCGGCGCUUCCCGCCUCCCUCUCCGCUGACCUGGGGAUCUUUCCCUCCAUCUCA
This is a messenger RNA of Lonchura striata (white-rumped munia), 1280 nucleotides long. The record is from RefSeq and is a predicted model, not a curated record. Lineage: Eukaryota; Metazoa; Chordata; Aves; Passeriformes; Estrildidae.